This is a messenger RNA of Penicillium longicatenatum, 6360 nucleotides long. It is a transcript of the gene cch1, whose product is annotated as calcium channel protein CCH1. Gene Ontology annotation, biological process: calcium ion import across plasma membrane. NCBI's taxonomy places the organism in Eukaryota, Fungi, Ascomycota, Eurotiomycetes, Eurotiales, Aspergillaceae. Bases 1 to 6360 code for a protein of 2119 amino acids. The transcript is spliced from 3 exons. Gene Ontology annotation, molecular function: calcium ion binding; high voltage-gated calcium channel activity. The record is from RefSeq and is a predicted model, not a curated record. Gene Ontology annotation, cellular component: voltage-gated calcium channel complex; membrane.
AUGGCGUCGAAUAGUCGAAGCCCUGGCGAGAAUGAUAGCUCCAACCAGAUCCCGCUCCAGGAUCUGUCUCGAUCUGAGAUCAAUGUCCCCGCAGAUGGCCAUAGCAGAGGCCGCGCCAGUAGUGUGGGGGGCGGUGUCUUUUCACGACGAUCAUUAAUGGGGAGAGGGUCACGCAAGCAAUACCAGAGCGUUGCAGAGGAGUCGCCGGUCGACUUGGGAAGUGCAAGCAGGAAUCCAUUCGAAGAUUCACACGCGGACGAAGAGAAUGAUUUAGGUGCCCUCGCACAGGCCAUGUCAUUCGGCAUCACAUUUGACGCGCCGCGGCUAUCAUUAUCGGACCCUUCAGCUAGGCAUGGAUUUAACGAUGGUGCCUCCGACCUCGAUAACGUGCCCUUGGAUAAUUAUCACUCUCACGAACUUGACGAUUACGCGCCCCGAGACGAAGCCGAAAAUGACACUGCACGCUUGACUGAUCCUCGUUUUCUCCAACCGAUUAGUGGCGCCCCUGUAUCCGAAGGCCGGCCAAGCAGUGAUGUUGGCGGCCACUCUAUGUACUCCGGUGAUGGGUCACGUUUGGGUGAUGACCUCCCCCAUGUGGAGGACGGAUUGAGCCGACGUCGCGGCAGUAGCGCUCGGUCUCGGUCUCUAUCCCCAUCGGCCUCUGGUGGGGCGCUGCAGCGGGCCAGUUCGAUGGUGAAAUCUAUGUCACAGCGAGUGGUCAAUUUAAGUAAUGAACCAGAAGUUGUGCAACAGUCAAUUGAGCGGGAAGAGUCCAAUAAAAAUUCAAGGCUGGAAGGGCCCCCAGUCCUCCCUGCAAUGACGGAUUUCGCCCAUGAUACCACCUCUGGACUACCGCCGAGAGAGAAUCGGGCGUCGAACACGAUGUGGAAACACCGAAACAAUCCUUUCCGAGGCAGGUCGCUGGGCAUCCUGGGGCCGAACAACCCCCUUCGACUCUGGCUUUGCGAUAUCCUUGUACAUCCGUACAUGGAACCUUUCAUUCUGGUAUUCAUAGUCAUUCAGACUAUAUUGCUGAUCGUGGAGUCCUCACGAUCAGUAUUCAACCGACCUUUGGCGGUGCGAUGGGGCAACACCCCGUUAGAUUAUGUCUUUUUUGCCAUUUUCGUCAUCUAUACCCUUGAGAUCGGGGCUAAGAUAUUGGUCUCUGGUUUCAUAUUCAACCCGAGGGAGUAUAGCACUUUAAACCGAAAUUUGGGAGUCAGGAAAGCGAUAGCAGAGAAGGGCAAGAACCUCAUUACUCCUCAUCGGCAGACAACCAAGAAAAAAGUUUCGUUCUUACAAGCCGAACCUCAAGCCUCAAUUUUGCGGACGUUCACUGGGAUGAACGCACUGGAUGCUGAAACCUAUGACGACCCUCUUCAGAAACGCCGCGUCCGACUCGCCCACCGUGCAUUCCUUCGUCACUCUUUCAACCGACUGGACUUUGUGGCAGUUGUCGCCUAUUGGGUCUCCUUCUUUCUUUCACUACAGGGCCUGGAAGCAGCCCGUCAGCUUUAUAUCUUUCGCAUGCUGAGUUGUCUUCGAAUUUUGCGUCUCCUUCUCCUCACCAAUGGUACCUCUGUAAUUCUUCGAAGUCUUAAACGGGCUGCGCCUCUUCUUGUGCAUGUUGCAUUUCUCAUUGGGUUCUUCUGGCUUCUGUUCGCCAUUGUCGGCAUACAGAGUUUCAAAUCCAGUCUUCGGAGGACUUGUGUUUGGGUUGAUCCUGAGGGCAAAGCAAAUUUCACCUCGAAUGACCCGUACGGCACAAUUCAAUUUUGUGGCGGGUAUCUCAACAGCACAACAGGCGAGCGUAUGCCUUGGCUAGAGGCCUCUGGUAAUCGUCUCGCCAGUUCUACCGCCAAGGGCUAUAUGUGCCCCAUGGGUUCCCUCUGCGUUGAAGGCACGAAUCCCUACAAUGGAACAUUAAGUUUUGACAACAUCUUUCAGUCACUGGAGGCGGUUUUUGUCAUCAUGAGUUCCAAUACGUUCACUGAUUUGCUUUACUACACCACCGACAGCGAUUAUCUUGCAGCAGCGCUGUUCUUUGCCUUUGGUCUCGUCAUUCUGAGUUUAUGGUUGGUGAACUUGCUCGUUGCAGUCAUCACCCAUUCUUUCCAAGUCAUCCGAGAGGAAAGUAAACGCAGUGCUUUUGCGGUCCAAAAAAUCGACAACGUUGAAAACGAUGAAACCACGACUCGAAAAGUAAGCACGCUAAAACGAUUUUACGACAAAACUGAAUACUUUUGGGUUCUCAUCAUUGUCUAUGAUCUUAUCAUCCAAGCAUUGACAAGUUCGACCAUGGGAGAAGAACGAGCUCGCUUCAUUUCAAAUACAGAGUUGGUGGUCACGCUCAUCUUUCUCCUUGAAAUUCUUGCUCGAUUUGCUUCGGAUUGGCGUGUCUUCCAUCGGAGGCGCCGGAAUUGGUUUGACCUUCUUCUGGUUGUCGUCACUUGCGUCAUUCAGAUACCUCCUAUAAAAAAUUCAGGGCGUCCUUACACCGUUCUCACUCUCUUUCAAAUUCUUCGGGUCUACCGAGUUGUGCUAGCAAUCCCCGUUACCAGGAAGCUCAUCAUGGUUGUCUUCCGAAACACCGUUGGUUUGCUCAACCUGAUAUUCUUUCUUUUCUUGAUGACUUUUCUCGCUUCUAUCUUUGCAACCCAACUCUUUCGCAGCCAGAUUCCUUCCGAGGACCCAACGGGAAGUUCCAUCAGCAUCACGUUCGCCGAUAUCUACAACUCAUUCCUGGGUAUGUACCAGAUCUUGUCAAGCGAAAACUGGACAGACAUUUUGUAUAAUGUCACCGCAUAUACAACUAGCUUCAAUACCGCAUGGAUUUCCGCCUCGUUUGUUAUCUUGUGGUUCAUUGUGGCAAAUUUUAUCAUCUUGAAUAUGUUCAUUGCGGUCAUUCAAGAGAGCUUCGAUGUAUCAGAGGAUGAGAAGCGUCUUCAACAGGUUCGCGCAUUUCUGGAACAGAAGCACAUCGGCCAAGCUACUCAAGGAAACCUUGCACUUUCAAAGAUCCUUCGCCUGGGCCGUGAUUCGGGUCGCUACAAGGACCCACUUGAUCAUGGACCUGCUGCUUUGGAGAUGUUGCUGAAGGAUGCUGUUGUCCAGGCGAUUCCGGAUAGUGCGGCUGCAGAGACUACUGACCCUGGAUUCUUUUCACAGGCCUUGGCCAAGGCAAAUGCUCUCAUCAUGGGCCGGGAACCAAACCCAUUCUACUCCAAGCUCAAGUUUUCACGGGCCUACGAAGAAUUAGAUCCUAGAACCAUGGCCAGAGAAGUGGUGUCAGCGGCUGAGGCGAGGAAACGAGCACAGCGAGAGUAUCUCAUCAAACAUCCAAAGUAUAACAAAUCGCUUUACAUGUUUGGGCCGCACCACCCAAUCCGAAAGCUGUGUCAGCGGAUCGUUGGGCCUGGCCGUGGUAACCAACGGGUUGAAGGCGUGGAUCCAUAUAAGCCAGUGUGGUUUACGUUCUCAGCUAUCAUUUAUGCUGCAAUUGUGGCUAUGGUCGUUCUUGCAUGCAUCACGACUCCAUUGUAUCAGAGGCAAUAUUUCCGAACCGACCGCAACUGGUUUGUUUACACUGAUAUGGGAUUUGCAGUCAUCUUCACCAUUGAGGCAACCAUCAAGGUGAUAGCCGACGGCUUCUUCUGGACACCCAAUGCAUACUUCCGCAGCUCUUGGGGUUUCAUCGAUGGAAUUGUGCUGGUCACUCUGUGGGUCAACGUUGGCAGCUCCCUCUAUAAGGACUUCAGUAUCUCCAGACCUAUCGGUGCUUUCAAAGCAUUGAGGGCUCUGCGUUUGCUGAAUGUCAGUGACAGUGCGAAGGACACUUUCCACUCUGUCAUCAUUUUAGGAGGAAUGAAGAUCAUUGCCGCGGCGGCGGUUUCCUUGAGUUUCUUAAUCCCCUUCGCCAUUUAUGCCGUCAACUUGUUCAAUGGACAGUUGUUGUCCUGCAACGAUGGCGACUUCUCGGGCAACCUGACUUAUUGUGUCAAUGAGUAUUAUAGCUCGCCCUACAAUUGGGAUGUCAUUGGUCCCCGAACCGUGACUAACACCUAUUACGACUUUGACAAUUUUGGGGACUCUCUUUUCAUUCUCUUCCAAAUUGUGUCCCAGGAAGGUUGGAUCGAUGUCCAGGACAGUGUGAUGAGCAUUGUCGGGCCUGGUCUACAGCCGCAGGAUAACGUUGCUCCCGCUAAUGGCUUCUUCUUUGUCGUCUUCAACUUGCUUGGAGCCGUGUUUGUCUUGACGCUGUUUGUAUCUGUCUUCAUGCGCAACUACACAGAACAGACUGGGGUUGCCUUCUUGACUGCUGAACAACGAUCCUGGUUGGAAUUGCGAAAACUUCUUCGGCAGAUUUCGCCGUCCAAACGGUCUCUUAAUGAAAAGAGUGCACAUUGGCAGCAAUGGUGUUACCGAAUCGCAGUCAAGAAACACGGUAGAUGGGCACGUUUCGUGACUUUCACCCUCUGUAUACAUUUGGUUCUUUUGGUGCUGGAGUUCUACCCGGAGCCUGAGAUGUGGGAAUUAGCUCGUUCCAUCUUGUUUUUCAUCUUCAUGUUUGUUUACGUAGCAAAUGUCGUCAUCCGAUUCGUGGGCCUUGGGUGGCACCGCUUCAGUCGAAGUUCAUGGGACCUAUACUCCCUCCUGGUUGUACCUGGUGCAUGGGUCACGACUAUCUUGCAUAUCGCAUAUUCGACACAAGUUGUCCUCGAGUUGAACAAACUGUUCCUUGUCGCGAUUGCUCUACUUCUCAUUCCACGAAACAAUCAGCUGGACCAGCUGUUCAAGACUGCCGCAGCUAGUCUGCCAGUCAUCAGCAAUCUUCUUGCCACCUGGUUCGUGCUAUUUUUAGUGUUCGGUAUCGCCAUGAACCAAGCCUUCGGUCUCACGAAAUUCGGAAGCCAGGGGACCCAUAAUCUCAACUUCCGUGACGUUCCCAAAUCCCUCAUCCUACUCUUUCGAUCCAGCAGUGGAGAGGGAUGGAACGAAGUCAUGGAGGAUUUUGCCACGAUGGAACCCCCUUUCUGUACAUAUAAUUCCGACUUCCUUGAUGAUGACUGCGGCAGUGCCGGCUGGGCUCGGAGUCUGUUUAUUGCAUGGAACAUCAUCAGCAUGUACAUCUUCGUCUCGCUGUUUGUCUCGCUUAUCUUCGAAAGUUUCUCAUACGUCUACCAACGCAGCAGCGGGCUAUAUGCGGUGAGUCGUGAAGAAAUUCGCCGCUUCAAACAUGCCUGGGCGACGUACGAUCCGGAUGGGACCGGUUUCAUCUCUAAAGAGCAGUUCCCCCGGUUACUUGGGGAACUCUCCGGGAUCUUUUCGAUGCGGAUCUAUGACGGAGAAUUCACUGUUGGUGCCAUUCUAGAUCAAUGUCGAACCAACGCGCGGGACUCGGUUAUCUCUUUCCAUUCAUCCCUGCAUACGCGCUCGCAAGAGUCCUUGAAUCCCAUGAUGCAAUCUCGCGGGGAAGAUAUCGUGGACGAGGUCAAUCUGAAAGAACUCAAUCGCAUUCUCAAUCGCAUCCCGGUGAAUACGAUUCGAGAGCGGCGGCAGCGGCUCAAUAUCUUCUACGAAGAAGUUCUAGUGUCGGCAGACCCCGAUCGUGGCAUCUCCUUCCACCAGUGCCUGAUGAUUCUCGCCCAUUAUAACGUCAUCAGCGAUAGCAAGAGUCUACGCCUAGAGGAAUUCCUUCGUCGCCGCGCACGCCUCCAGCGCGUGGAAGAAGCCGUCCGCCGCAACACCGUGAUUGGUUUCUUCGACACUCUCUACUGGUCCCGCCAAUUCCGCCGGGCUAUCGACCGCAAGAAGAAUGCGCGCAUGACCGCCGUUCCUCAAUUCACGGUACCGGAGAUCUAUGUCGAUGACCCAGUGGACGAUUCCGAAGAGCACGAGGAACCCGCCCCCGGCACGAUGACGCCACAGACCCAGCCCGACCUCGAAGGAGCCUUUGCACCAAUGCUCUCACCUUCCUCUACCUUGCAUCGCCGCGCCGAAUCCAGCCCCACGGCUCACCGGCAUGACCUCCCUCGGCUGGACACUACCAUGGCCGGACGAUCAUCGGGUGCUAGCACCCCGACGGACUGGGCCAGUAUCAGUCCGUCGCGCACACCGCGUCAUAUGUAUGGCGAUCGGGCGUCAUUCGACUCUGGUGAACGUCGCGACUCGGCUUCGGGCGCUGACCAUUCCCGACAGAAUAGCGCUAUGAGUGUGCAGGAUGUGAUGAACUCGCUGGAUAACUCCGCCUGGGGCGAAAGUAUUCGGCGAAGCUUCACACAGCGGCGAUCGGGUGAGGGACGAUCAAGCGAGCGCUCCAAUCGGUCUACCCAAUCUACCGAGAAGGGUUCACCCACCUAA